GUGACAUUCUAUUUUAGUCCCCUUGCAGUUCUACAAACUCUGUCCUUUAUAUUCCUUAUUCUUUCUCUUCCUCCUCUUGAUUCUCCCCCCAUCUGGUAACUCUGGUUCUACGCCAGGAGAACAGAUUCCUGAAGCCUGUAAGAAAUUGAGGAAGCAAUGAAGAGGGAAGGAGAACGGAGGGAAAGAAGGGAGAAGAAAGGAAGAGAAGGAGAGCCUGGGGCUAAGUUGAAAGACCCGGAAAAUGAACCAGGGAAUAUAAUGAGAAAAGAAUUCAUUUAACAAACACAGACAUCACUGAACAGACAUUCAGAAGGAGAAACGAAAGAAAGAUGGCACUCUUCCCAACCUUCAGGCUGCCUCCAGGGCUGAACCGGCUGACCUGGAGACAACUCUUCCUGCUCUGCGUGCUGCUCACUGCGCUUAUGUAUUUUCUAAGGUUGAGGCGGCCAAUGACCAUCAGGUCUGUCUCUGGGUUCCGCUCAGGGAAAGGUCACGACCCCUCGCAUCGCCCUACAAGGACAAUGUGGGGGGCACCUAUGGUGUGGGGAGACAGCGAACCUGCAGCGCACCAAAGGGCGGAGUUUGCCCAGCGCUCGUUCCGCGUGGGGCUGAUGGUGCUCGCCGUGGGCCGCUACACACACUAUCUCACGCGCUUCCUCCAAACGGCUGAGAUGUACUUCUUGCCCGGGCUGCCCGUCAACUACUACGUCCUGACGGACAACCCCAACAGGCUCGUCCCGGCCCCCGAGCUGGGUGAGGGACGCGGCCUGCGGGUUGUGCCCGUGGCCGAGAUGCCAGGCUGGGAGCGCUUGGCGCGUCGACGCAUGAACCUAUGGGCCUCCACCAUCGACAACCAGGCCCAGCAAGAGGUGGACUACAUUUUUUGCGCCGACGUGGACCAAGAGUUCGCCAACCUAGUGGGUACGGAGAUCCUGGGGAAACUGGUGGCCACUCUACACCCGCAGCACUACGCCCAGCCCGCCUACACAUACCCGUACGAGAGGAGCCCGGACUCGCGGGCCUGCGUCCUGGACGAGGAGGGCGACUACUACUACACCUCGGAGCUGUACGGCGGCCUGUGCUCGGAGGUGCUGACCCUGACCAAGGUCUGCUCCCAGCUCAUCCUCCAGGACCACGCCCUGGGCAUUGAGACCCGGGAGCUGGAGGAGAGCUACCUGAACCGAUACCUGAUUGACAAGCGGCCCACCUGCGUGCUCUCGCCGGAGUACAGCUGGUGGGAAUCCCCAGUGACGCCACCGGUCCCUCAGAAGAGGGUCAUCUCGCUGGGGAGGCGGUGCGCCUCACUCAAGGACCAGGGGAAGAGCUCUUUCAACUGCUAAAAGAUGAAGGGAGAGACAGGAGAGGAGCGGAGCAGAGAUGAAAGAAGAGAGGAGGAGAUGACUGGAAGGAGAUGUGUGGAGAAGGGAGAGGAGUUAAAUGCUAAUAACCACUUUGUGUAAAAUCUGAAUCAUUCAGCCUGUGGAUUUUGUUGCACUAUUUUCUGAAUAUUUUGCUGGCAUCAAGUUAAAUACAACUCGAAUGCAAGAUAUUUUGCUAAGGGGGAAGAGAGGAAAAGAUUAUUUUGAGGUUAAAAGGAACAUUGACUGCACAUAAUUGCUUUGUUAACAAAAUGCCUGUCCGCAUACACUAUUAAUCACAAGCAGCUAUUCAGUUCUUUUGAUCGGUCAUAUGUCAAUUACACAGUUUUUUUAAAAUGCAUACAUCAUUUUAUUGUAACCCAAAUAUCUGCCUAUUUUAAAAUGCCAUAUCAAAUCUAGCUGUGUGUCGCUUGCAGUUGAUGGGUCUUCAUAUCGUUGUGCU
Alosa sapidissima (American shad) is the source of this 1821-nucleotide messenger RNA. Its product is annotated as globoside alpha-1,3-N-acetylgalactosaminyltransferase 1-like. The coding region runs from base 330 to 1340 and encodes 336 amino acids. The transcript has 3 exons. Gene Ontology annotation, cellular component: vesicle; membrane; Golgi apparatus. Gene Ontology annotation, molecular function: hexosyltransferase activity. The record is from RefSeq and is a predicted model, not a curated record. Lineage: Eukaryota; Metazoa; Chordata; Actinopteri; Clupeiformes; Clupeidae. Gene Ontology annotation, biological process: carbohydrate metabolic process.